AAUGGAAGGAAAGGUGUGGUGGUGAAAGGUGCGUUCACUGGCUGGUUUGAAUUGAAACCACGAAGCCGUCGAGCUGGAAAAUCUGCCCGUCCGUAACACACCCGCCUGUAGAAACCGAAGUUGGACGGCUGUUUAGACUCCGUGUGUUUUAUUUCUGAGCGCUGUUUACUCUAAAAGCUGCAAAAAUGAGUAAAUUCCCGAAUUUCUUCAAGGGCUCGAGUUCGUCGGGCUCCAAGUCCAAACACCACCGGUCCCGGGGAGGACCUUCAGCCCAGGAGGCCAUCCACAAACUCCGGGAGACCGAGGAAAUGCUGACGAAGAAGCAGGACUACUUGGAGAAGAGGAUAGAGCAAGAACUAGCGAUAGCCAAGAAGCACGGCACUAAAAACAAGAGAGCUGCUCUGCAGGCCUUGAAGAGGAAGAAGCGUCUGGAGCAGCAGCUCACCCAGAUCGAUGGGACGCUCUCCACCAUCGAGUUUCAGAGAGAAGCUCUGGAGAACUCACACACCAACACGGAGGUCCUGAAGAACAUGGGCUACGCUGCCAAGGCCAUGAAGAAGGUCCACGAGAACAUGGACGUUAACAAGAUAGACGACCUGAUGGCUGAUAUCACAGAGCAGCAGGACGUGGCCCAGGAGAUCAGCGAUGCCAUCUCCAGGCCUUUCGGCGAGACGUUUGACGAGGAUGAGCUUCUGGCAGAGCUGGAGGAGUUGGAGCAGGAGGACUUGGAGGAGAGCAUGAGCAGCAUGGGUGGACUUCCCAGCGUCCCCAGCUCCAGGCUGCCCUCAUCACGGCCCAGUCAGAGAGCAACAACCAGGAGAAAGGCUGAAGAAGAAAAUGACAUGCGUAUGCUGGAAUCAUGGGCAAUUUGAUUACGUGAGGACUUCCUCUCAAUUAGAGAAAGUAACGCAAAACUACAUGAAGAUCUCCUCUCAUUUUUAUUUUUUAUAUCAUAGUUGAAGGUUUCUAGGGAAAUGAAGAGCAUGAUACUAGUUUUUAAAAUAAGCCCUUUCCUUAUAAGCUUGCAAUUCUACUUUCUAUUUAUCAAUAAAUUAAAAACUAAGAGUGAAGGAAUCAAGAAACUACAUUUUAGGUUUUAUGUUCAUAUGUCUCUUAUUUCUUUUUUCCUCCUCCAAUCAUUCUGAAGUAAUCUGUACAGAGUGCACUGCUUUUCAUAGACCUAAAGAAAGUGUAACAAGGACACAACUGAAGGUUUUUUAGCACAGGGCAGAACUGUAUUUCAUGCAGCUGUAAAUAAUUUCAGAUUUUGCAUUAAUGUUGUAAAUAUGUUGCAUUAAAGCUGUUCAGCAAUA
This is a messenger RNA of Amphiprion ocellaris (clown anemonefish), 1313 nucleotides long. It is a transcript of the gene chmp4c, whose product is annotated as charged multivesicular body protein 4C. NCBI's taxonomy places the organism in Eukaryota, Metazoa, Chordata, Actinopteri, Pomacentridae. Gene Ontology annotation, cellular component: ESCRT III complex; cytoplasmic side of plasma membrane; multivesicular body. The coding region runs from base 186 to 872 and encodes 228 amino acids. Gene Ontology annotation, biological process: vesicle budding from membrane; late endosome to vacuole transport via multivesicular body sorting pathway. The transcript has 5 exons. The record is from RefSeq and is a predicted model, not a curated record.